Messenger RNA from Drosophila teissieri, 1803 nucleotides. RefSeq lists its product as uncharacterized. The coding region runs from base 1 to 1803 and encodes 600 amino acids. The transcript has a single exon. Lineage: Eukaryota; Metazoa; Arthropoda; Insecta; Diptera; Drosophilidae. The record is from RefSeq and is a predicted model, not a curated record.
AUGAUCCUUCAGCCUUCUACCAAUCUCCUCAAACUUCUACUAUUUCUUGCUAUCUCUUCUGUAAGGACUCAAGUUCUUAACGAUAUAAUAAUUGAACUAAACCAACGCCUACUUAUCUCCAACAACUUGUUGUAUUGCAACCAAUCCGAUAAACUAAGUGAAUACGAGGAAAAGUAUCUAAGACACAUGGCACCAAUAAGCUUGAUGAUCUUCGCCUCAGUUGAAAAGUUAAAUUUCCCACAAGUUGAAUAUAAUUUAGGUGCUGAUAACAAAAUCUUUUUGAUAAUGGGCGAAGACGAACCACCCUAUGAUUUCUUCCAUGCCCUGAAUUUACAUUUUCAGUUUGCUGAAUAUGUCAUUGUGAUCGAUGAACCGGUCGAUCUGAAAAGGAGCACCAAAUGGCUAGAUUUUGUGAAGCACCUUUGGCAGCAAGGAUACGUUCAGUUGCUAUUCUACACCUCGUUCGAUGAGAAACUCUAUCACAAAAUCAUAUUUCCCGAAACCAUAAUAGUGGAGACUUUGAUAGAGGACUACAUAUCCGUUCGGGGAUCGUUCAAGGAUCUCUAUGGCUAUCCGGUCAGGGUGGCUGCCUAUAAUAAUGCUCCGCGCUCCAUGCUAUACGUGAAUCGCUGGGGCAAGCAGGUAUUCGCUGGGUUCUACAUGAGAUUCAUCCGAGCUUUCAUAGGCUCGAGAAAUGGCAGCUUUGUGCCAGUGCUCACCCCAAGUGAUUCUCCCGGGAAUUGUACCCUGAACUUGGUCAAUGAAACAGUGGAUGUGUGUGCAGAUGCAUUGGCAGCGAAUCCCGCCGCGUUUAGCCUGACCCACGGAUUCAGGAUAGCCUCGGCGAAUGUUCUGGUGACCCACGCGAAACCGCUCCACUCCUACCGCUAUCUGACCGCUCCUUUUCAGUGGAGUGUAUGGGCCUGUUUGGUCGUCUAUGUGCUGCUGGUGGUCAGUUUCCUGAGCUUUAUUGGAUGGCUAAGAAGCGGGAAGUGGGACUUCAGUAAGCAUCUGCUCGAGGUAUUCAGCUCACUUUUGUUCAGUGGAUUCUACCUGAAGGAAAUCAGUGGAAGGGAGAGGUACAUACUCUUUGGAGUCUUGUUCAUAGCUGGAUUUGUCUACUCCACCGAGUAUCUGGGACUACUCAAAAGUAUGCUGAUCUCGGAGGUUUUCGAGAAGCAGAUUGACACCUUUGAGGCACUGGUGGAGAGCAACAUAACCCUGAUGGUGGAUCCAUACGAUAAGCUCUUGUUCGCCAAGUACAAUAUGCCCCAGAUACUUUCCCCCAUAAUGGAGCUGGUCAGCUUUGAGACUCUUCUGGAGCACAGAAAUCGCUUCGAUCAGGACUACGCGUACAUACUGUUCUCGGAUCGAAUGGCGCUAUACGACUAUGCCCAGCAGUUCCUGAAGCAUCCGAAGCUGUUGAGAAUUCCCAUCGACUUCUCGUUCCUCUACACUGGCAUUCCGAUGCGGAAGAGAUGGUUUCUGAAGCACCAUUUGGGACGGGCCUGGUACUGGGCCUUCGAGAGUGGUCUUACGAGGAAACUGGCCUUGGACGCCGACUUCGAGGCAGUUCGCGUGGGCUACCUGAGCUUCCUCAUCACGGAGCAUGUGGAGGCCCAGCCGCUGGAUGUGGAUUAUUUCGUCAUGCCGGCAAUUGCUCUGGCCAUCGGCUACAUCCUGGCCCUUGUGAGCUUUGUCAUCGAGAUGACGGCCUGGCGCAUGAGGGAAUUCCUGGGAUGCAGCAAGGCGACGAUGACGAGCACCGGUUGUCCAGGAGGCGGUCAUGUUGAUGUUGAUUGA